This is a messenger RNA of Mucor velutinosus, 891 nucleotides long. Its product is annotated as histone H2B. NCBI's taxonomy places the organism in Eukaryota, Fungi, Mucoromycota, Mucoromycetes, Mucorales, Mucoraceae. The record is from RefSeq and is a predicted model, not a curated record. Bases 1 to 891 code for a protein of 296 amino acids. Gene Ontology annotation, molecular function: tRNA binding. Gene Ontology annotation, cellular component: nucleus. Gene Ontology annotation, biological process: tRNA N1-guanine methylation. The transcript has 3 exons.
AUGGAUCCAAAGCCGAUCAACUCGACAAUAAGAAACUUUAAAGGCUUGGAGUAUGAUAUCAGCGACCCAAAGUUCGAAGGAUUAUCCAAAAGAGCGAUUAAACGACUUUUGAGAGAUGAGCAAUGGGACGCCAACAAAGAAGAAAGAAAGUCAACACUUCGAGAAAAAGUUCGAGUAAGGCGAUUAGAGAAGCGUAGACAGAUGAGGGAGGGUAUCAUUGAACGACCUCCAACGAAAAAGAAACUGGCCUACUUGAGCGAAAUGACGAAUGUUGGUCUCAUUGUCGAUUGUGGAUUCAGUGACCUCAUGACAGAAAAAGAACAUUUAUCAUAUGUUAAGCAACUCGGAUAUACCUACGGAAAAAAUAGGAUUGCGCCAAAAGCGAUGAAAUUGGCACUGACUUCAUUUGACGACACACUUAAAGAUCUCCUGGAUCGAAAGCUACCCACAUGGCAACAAUGGAAGGAAAAUACAGUUUCGGUACACUCAGAAUCUUACAUGGACCUGUAUGAUAAAGACAGCCUUGUAUAUUUAUCAGCAGAUUCAGAUAAUGUUAUUGAAAAGUUGGAAGAGGGCAAAAACUAUAUUAUCGGUGGCAUUGUGGAUAAAAACAGGUACAAAAACUUGUGUCAAGACAAGGCUGUCAAACAAGGCAUCCAAACUGCUCGAUUGCCCAUUGGAAACUAUUUGCAAAUGGCAAGCAGGAAAGUUCUGACAGUUAAUCAGGUAUGCGAAAUCAUGUUGAAAUGGCUAGAGUUGCAUGACUGGCAACAGGCAUUUAUGGACACUAUCCCGGGUAGAAAAUUGAAGGAUGUGAAGCUCAUUGAGAACGAGUCUCCACGAGAAGAAGAAGAAGAAGAAGAAGAAGAAGGCUCGCAAAAGGCACCAUGA